UUUCAGUCAGCUGUAAAAAAUGAUGCGAGUUUGUCUGCAACUCUGCAAAGUUCACGUCCAAAACUAAAAAUGAGCUUAGAAUACGUUACUGUUUGAGUCGAAUCGACGAUGAGGACAUUGAAGUUAUGGGUCCAUAACAGGAGUUACAAUGACACAGGUGAUGACAUCCUUAUCAACCCAAAAGAGUUUCCUGACGUCGGCAAGGGAGACGUCUUGGAAAUCUAUCACCCUGAAGAUGAAUAUAGUCGUUUGUUGCUGCAAGUUACCGCUCUCCCAGACGAUUUUAACCAAAAAGAUAUUAUAAGUAUCGAGCAGUCCAUAGCUACACAGUUCCAGCUACGAGCCUACAAAGAAGUUCACGUCAGUAAAGUCAGCCCUAAGGAUGUUGCGCUUGAUCUUGUGGAGUUGCUGUUUAAAGACCAGUACCUCAGUCGCAGUGACAUGUGGCGCCUACGGCAUGGCCUUGUCAACACCUGUGCUUACCUUACAAAGAAGAUAGAAACUGCUCAGAUGAGGGCCCAGGUUUUUGAGUUGUGGGCUAAAGGUGACCGUGUGACAUGUGGUAUGAUUACUGAUGAUACAAGGAUUGUGUUCCGCUCAUCGACGGCUGUUGUCCAAAUCUUCAUCCAGAUGAGUUCUGAGAUGUGGGACUUUGACAUCAAUGGGGACUUGUACUUUGAAAAAGCUGUAAAUGGAUUUCUUACCGACUUAUUUGCCAAGUGGAAGACCCAGAACUGCCUACAUGAUGUGACCAUUGUUCUGUUCUCGCGGACUUUCUACAAAGCUACAUCAAGAGAGGAUUUUCCACCUGGUGUAAGGGACUGUAUACAGGUAGACUACCAAGGUCGCUUCUACGAGGACUUCUACAGAGUGUUGGUGCAGAACGAGCGUUAUGAUGACUGGACGAGAACGAUCAAGACAUUAAGGAAACUUUUCAACGAGUAUCCUCGUCGUGUCCUCAAUUACCAUAAGGUCAAAGGUCAGAAGAUGCCCAAGGCCUGGAACUCUACUGCAAGUCAGGGGAACUUCCUGGAAACAUUAAACAUGUCUCUAAACUUGUUAGAGAAGCACUAUGUGGACAGGAACUUUGACCGGACUGGUAAAGUGGCAGUGGUCAUCACACCUGGACCAGGUGUGUUCGAGGUGGACAGAGAGUUGACCAACAUCACCAAGCAGAGGACUAUAGAUUGUGGUGUGGGAAGUGAUCUGGUUUGUAUGGGAGAACAGCCUCUCCACGCGGCACCACUCUUCAAGUUUCACAACCGCAACCUGAAGGCCACUUUGCAGGUCGGGGACGACUACAACAUCCCACAUUGGAUGAACCAUAGCUUUUAUCUGUCAAAGAACCAGAUUCAGGCUCACCUCCAUGGGAGCUUCAUCCCCCGCAUUAAACCUCCCCAGCAAAUAGAGAAGAAAUCCAAGUCGAAAGAUAGAGUUGCAGACUUCCCGGCUUAUCCACCCCCCAGCACAUCUACAGACAAUGACAACUUUCCCUUCAUGGACUAUGAUGAGUAUGAUGCCCAAGUCUUCAAACUUCCCACUCGCAACUAUUCUCUUAUAGGAAUGAAGAAAAAGAAAACAAAGAAACAACCACAGACAUAUAUGGAGGCCAAAAAGGCCCAUAAAGGUAGAAUACGACGGUCGUCUGAUGACAUGCUGCUAGAGAGAGUGCUGACUUCUGACCGCAUGGAUGGGGCCAUCUCCAUCCCUGUUCGGUCAAGCAGUGGGGAUGAGAUCUCUUCGUCAGUACCUGCCAUUGACAAGUGUCAUGCAAAAGAUCUUGAAGACACGUCUGAAGAAGAAGGCGAGUAUGUACGGCCUAUAUUUGGAAGUGCUGGGUCUCCAUACUUUCACUCCAAGCAUCUUUCAUCCAUGACCUUGUCCCGUCGUGCUCUCAUCAAUCCAUUUGCUCCAUCCACCAUGCAUUUCAAGAUGACAUCUAAUCGUCGACGAUGGAUUCAUGCUUUUCCUACAGAUCCCCAAGGAGCAGCUGUCCAGACUCAUCAUUUCCGCACAUUUUCUCAUACUGAGGAAAUGGAAGGGAGCUUUGAUCUUCACUCAAAAGAGACUGAUUACCUGUCAGUGGGGACAAUGAAGAAAGGUUCGCUGAUACACCAGGACAGUAAUGAAGGAUCCGAGAACACCAGUUCCGACCAGUUGUCUGUGAUUGGAUCAGCUGGGAAUGUUGCUGCAGCCUUCAAUACAUCCCUUCAAGGCUUCAGCUCCUCCCUGGGCUCCAACACCUCCUUCCUACAGGACUACAAUAAACUGCCACAGAAUAACAACCCGUCUAAGGAAGGUCAGAGGUCAUGGGUGUGGGGACCCACAGGGGAACAGGAGUGGAGCCCAAACAUGACUACAGGACAUGACUGGCGCCCCCUGGAGUACGAUAAGGCAGCAAGCAGCAAGUCCUGUCUCGUCAAGCCUAUACUUAAUGCUGAUAUAAACUCUAAACAAUUCUGUGCCUGCAUCAGUGUGGACUGGAAGUCUCUGACGAUCCCUGCAUCCCUCCCCAUCACCACUGACUACUUCCCUGACAAAAAGAGUCUGCAGACGGACUAUGUUUUCGCAGCGUAUGGUCUGCUGCCUGAACAGGAUGGUGACUACGGUAUGGACUACCAGAGUCUAUCAACAGAUGAGAAGUACUUUAAGAGGAAGAACCUGACGUCUAAGCAGGUGUUCAAAGAGCUGGUUUCCCAACGUCUCUCCCAAGGAUUUCAAGUCAUUGUCAACAAGACGCCACGCUCCAAAGCUCACCAGGUGUCGCUAGGGUCUAGUCCACAAUACCAACACACCGUCGGACUCAUCAGGGCGCGACCUCGCACAGAGCAGUCGGAGGAAUGUUACCUGAGUAUAGGACGGAUAUUCCAUAAAGUCACGGUACUUGCGUCCGACAUUACGGUUACCAGAUACAGCCCAAGACACCCAGCCCCUGAGCUGAAGCUUCCCUACUGUUACCGGUUCCAGGCUCCAGACUCACUCAGCUAUGAUGUAUCCUGGAGCGAGUUCCGCAAUGAGAAACUUGAGAACUACAACUGGAAUUACCUUGAUCAGUACAUCUGUACUCGUGGGGAGGGGGACUACGGUCUGGUGGAGGUAAGUGUUGACUGGUACAUCUGUACUCGUGGGGAGGGUGACUACGGUCUGGUGGAGUCACUGAAGUUCUGGAGAAGUCGAUUCCUCAUCAUGCCCUGUAACAAUGCAGCUACAAAGAGGAUUAUUGAUGGACACCCACGAUGUGAUAUAUAUGAAGAGAAAAGUACGACAGAGCACCAGAACUUGAUACAUGGAUUUGUUCGUAUGACGGAGAUUCUCAACAGACUGAAGAGGACAGCCAAGAGGUCAAAGCUGUCAGGAGAUUCGUCUGUGAGUAGCACCGCCUCAGAGUCCAGUAAAACAGCACCAGUCCAAGGAGGAGAGGCCACCUCAAGACCCAAAGAUGUGGACACUCUGACUACAGGUUCUCCACCAACCAAACUGAUUGAGGCCAUGUUAGACGCACAAUUUGGACUGCCCUUCCUUAGUAAACAGCCAGGCUUGCCUAACAACUGUUUCAUCGCGGAGGAGGCAGUCACAUGGUGUAUACAGAACAUCCAGGGCGUCGUGACAACGAGUCAUGCCAUCAACCUGCUGCAGGUACUUGUGGAUGAUAAGCUGAUAGUGCACGCCUCGUGGAAUCCCAACCACAAGUUUGUGUACGGGUUCUACUUCUACUGUAUUCCACAGGUCAAGGACAAGGCAAAAGAUAUUGAACAGCAGCCAGUGAACGUUUUGUUCCAGAGGAACUUUUUUGAGGUAAACGUGUUAGCAGUGGAUGAACAGGAGAACCAGCAUCAGACAUCGUCACACCUAACCGACUCCACAAGGUCACGAUCUCUGUCCUCUAUUAACCCUGCCACGGACGACUGGAGGAUGGAAAUGAGCCUGGACACAGAUAAUACGGAAUGGGGUCAACAGUUGGCCACACUACUCCACAAAUAUGUGACAAUCGAUGUGGAUGUUUUGGACAAGAGUGACCGGCCAGAAUGGGCGACUGUCCGUUACCACUCCUACUACAGCCCUACUUGUGCCUUCCAACUACAGCUUCAAUGGAUGGUGGCCACUGGCAGUAUCCUCGGUGAAUUGGUGUACAGCUGGGCCAGGAAGAUGAGCAGCUGUGGAUUCCAUCUGAUACCUGUACCUGUUGACCCCUUUGCUCUGCCGUCUGCUCCAGACUCAGACUCCCUCCGCGGCCCCAUCUUUGUACCCCUGGACAUUGACUGUCUGACAGAUGGGAGAGCCAUCAUCACCAAAGGACACGGUCAGAGCUGGAGGGAGAAAUUACACAGCUUCCAGAUAGCCAUCAUUAAACGGUUUGGGUUCAUGCCUGCUGGUGUGCGUGAUAUCUCGGAGGAUGCAUACCCAAUGGGUCAGGGCGAAGACUACAGCCACUAUGUCCACUGUACAGGCGGAAACUUCGUGCUGAUGGAGGACAGCCACGUCUCCUCCCCCGUGGCCAAGGACUCGCCAUACAGCUCUAGCUUUAACAAGAAAUCCAACGCAGAGCUCCGAAAAGAUUACAUCAAACGCUCACAGUCGAGUCAGUUUCAACAACAGGAACAAGAGCCCGAGAGUAAGAUUGGAUAUCUCUGGUCGUGGAACUUCAUGUCAUCUAAACGUUGGAGGUCUGGAAAUACUGGCGAUGAGUUCUUUCAGGACAAAAUGUUAGCUGAUUUCCGUAAUUUUUGCUCAAACAAGGAAAAUCGACUGCAGGAGUUUUGGCUGGAGUGGUAUAAUCCUUUUCAGUUACCCAAUUUGUCUGGCAGAGAGACCACCAUGUGAGGAGGAUAUAGGUCAACAUUUCCUAACUACCAUAACAGCAGACAUUUAAGUCAUAAAUAGGUGAUGGAGUCACCAGUCGAAGAUAUUUUGACUGUAUUUAUACUCAGUCAUUUAGGAAAAUCGGCCUUACUUUUACAGUAUUCUUUGUGAUUGAUGAGAAAGCAACAGUGUCAUUAUACAGUGAAACCAUGUUAUACUGCCACCAUUUGUGGGGAGAAAUUUUGGGAUUGUAAAGGGUUUUCAUGAUAAAUAGAGAAAAGUUAUAAGGAAUUCUUAAGAAACAGAGAAAAGGGGUCUUGAAAUAUGUUGGCAGUAAGCGAGAUGGCAAAUGAAAUGAGAGGCAUUAUGUUGUGGUUUUAAUAUACUGUCUACUUAUGUGUUGCAGGGCAUUGUAAUAUACAUGUAUGUCCAGGUAUUAUCCUCUGUGAUAUCAGAAUUUUAAUAUUUGUUAUGUUUCCCUCAAACGAGUUGUUUUACUGUGUUGUGAUGUUACGUUUGUCGAUGGAGGUCAAUAGUCCUCAGUAUCCUCGAGGUGCCGUGUCCAGUGGCUAGUCACCAGUGUUGUUGUCAACAUGUAAUUGAACUAAUUAAUUAUUUAAGGACAUUCUGUUGAUUUGGUAAGAUUGACUGUCAAGACAUUUGGUCCCAAUUGCACUUUUAAUUAUGCAUGCAGUUAGAUGAAUUGGCAAAGCUUUCAUUUUGACUGUUCCUAUUAAAACCUCUGGCAAACAAGUUUUUUCAAAUAAUUGAAAAAAAUAACAUCAUUACUUAAACAAAAUCAAUUUAGUUUCAUCAUCUGGUUAGUGAGUUUUCUGGAACAUCAAAUGUCUGAAAUUUUACUGAUCAUGUCAAGAUUUCCUAUAUAUAAAAAAGUCAGUGAAGAACCAACUCUAUACUGAAUCGAGAGCAUAGCAGAUCAAGGUAUAUAUUGCUUAACUUUAUGGUCCAAUCUUUCGAAACAGUUAGCCCAGUGCAUAUUGGUCUCACCUUGGACUAACUUAAGGAUUUAGGUCAAGGUCUUGUUUUUAAAAAAUGUCCUUAUUGUUUACAUCUUGAAACGAUUUCAACGAGAUGUUCAUUUAACUUUGGCUAGGUAAAUUUAGGAUGGAAAGGUGAAUUUGGGAUGGAGCAGAUAUUUGUUUUACAGUGCAUACGUGUGACUGGGCGAGAGGUGUGGACAAUCCAUUAUCUGACAGAAGAUUUCUGUUGUAGUAGAUAUAUAAGAUUGUGAGAGAUAUUUGUGGACAAAAUCUUUAUCCUGCAAUAGGUUCUGUUAUGAGAUAUAUAUAUAGAUAAAACUUUGUCCUGCUGUAGAUUUCUGUAACAAUAUGAGAUGUUGGAUUAUGAGAGAUAUAUAGAUAAAAUUUUGUCUUGCUGUAGAUUUCUGUUACAACAUGAUAUGUUGGAUUGUAAGAGAUAUUUGUGGACAAAAACUUUAUCCUGCAAUAGGUUCUGUUAUGAGAUAUAUAUAGAUAAACUUUGUCUUGCUGUAGAUUUCUGUAACAAUAUGAGAUGUUGGAUUGUGAGAGAUAUAUAGAUAAAAUUUUAUUUUGCUGUAGAUUUCUGUAACAAUAUGAGAUGUUGGAUUGUGAGAGAUAUAUAGAUAAAACUUUAUCUUGGUGUAGAUUUCUGUAACGAUAUGAGAUGUUGGAUUGUGAGAUAUAUAUAGAAAAAAAUUUGUCUUGCUGUAGAUUUCUGUAACGAUAUUAGAUGUUAAAUCGUGAGAUACAUAUAGAAAAAACUUUAUCUUGCUGUAGAUUUCUGUAACAACGUAUGGUUACGUUGGAUUGUGAGAGAAAUAUUACCUUGAGAUUGUGAGAGAUAUAUGGACAAAACUUUAAUCUUGCCAUAGAUUUUGUUAAAGUUUGAGAUGUUCGAAUGUUAGAUAUAAAUGAAUGAAAUCAGAUCAUGUGUAUGAUGGGGUUUCGUUUGUUUUUCACACGCCUUGAGCAAUAGUAUGAGAUGGGAAUGGAAGAGAUGUGUGGACUGGAGAUUGUCAGAGAGAUGUGUAUAAAACCAGGAUGGAGUUUUCCUUUGUCUUGCAGUAAAUUUCUGCUGAAGUGCAAUAAAACUAAAAUUUUAUUAAAGAAAG
This is a messenger RNA of Mizuhopecten yessoensis (Yesso scallop), 6913 nucleotides long. Its product is annotated as DEP domain-containing protein 5-like. Gene Ontology annotation, molecular function: GTPase activator activity. Gene Ontology annotation, biological process: cellular response to amino acid starvation; intracellular signal transduction; positive regulation of autophagy. The coding region runs from base 109 to 4821 and encodes 1570 amino acids. Gene Ontology annotation, cellular component: GATOR1 complex; lysosomal membrane. The record is from RefSeq and is a predicted model, not a curated record. Lineage: Eukaryota; Metazoa; Mollusca; Bivalvia; Pectinida; Pectinidae. The transcript has 37 exons.